Molecule: messenger RNA, 5048 nt
Organism: Myotis daubentonii (Daubenton's bat)
Lineage: Eukaryota; Metazoa; Chordata; Mammalia; Chiroptera; Vespertilionidae
Gene: MYLK3
Product: myosin light chain kinase 3
Biological process (GO): protein phosphorylation; positive regulation of apoptotic process; intracellular signal transduction
Cellular component (GO): nucleus
Molecular function (GO): protein serine/threonine kinase activity; ATP binding
Source: RefSeq, a predicted model, not a curated record
CCCUGACCGGGAAUUGAACCGUAACCUCCUAGUUCAUAGGUCAAUGCUCAACCACUGAGCCACACCAGCCGGGGUAUUGGUUGAUUCUUGUGCGUGCCCUCACCCGGGAUCGAACCCGCAGCCUUGGCGUAUCGGGACAAUGCUCUCACCUACUGAGCUACCCGGCCAGGGCCCAGGUUUUGUGUUUAAUUUGCAGAAGCUUCGCCUGUUUGACUCGGCACACGUCAGGGCGGCCUCGCCUUGGUUCUCGGUCUUGCUAUUCUUUGUGAAUGUGUGUGUGUGUGGCGGGCGGGACCCCACGGCCCUGGGAUCGCUGAGGCCCCUCUGGGAGUCCAGAGGAAGGACCCCCGCCCUCUGACCUUCGGUUGCAGCCACAGGAGCUCCCGCCUGCCACGGCCAGAUUCUUCAGCUGUCUGCCCAUCAGCACCCUCUCAGGGAGGAAUGUUCAGUGCUGCCGUGAUGUCAGAGGGGCCCCAGGAGCAGGGCCUGGGCCAGACCCGCCUCCCUCCCGGCCCCCUCCCGGCAGAGUGGGAGAUAAGCGAGGGCUCAAAGAGAGCCCGCAGGUCCCGGCUGCGUGACCGACCGGGGAUCGCUGUGCGGGCACUGGGCACGGAGGCAGCUGUUAGCGCCCGGAACCAUGACCUUGCAGACGCCACCGCCCCAGUGAGGCCGGGCCCUGCGUGCGCCCCCCUGCUCGCCCCGUCCAGCCUGCCCCGGGAUGUCGGGGGCCUCCAAGGAGGGCGCGGGGGCCCGGGGGCUGCCGGCCGCGGGCAAGGCCUGCCUGUCCAGCCUGGACCGGAAGCUGAGCGCGCUCAACGAGAAGGUGGACAAACUCCUGCACCUCCAGGAAGACACCACGGAGAGGCUGCAGGGCGUGUGCCGAGGCCUGGACCACCUGGAGCAGGGCCUGCACCGGCUGGAGGCCUCCCGGGCCCCGGACCCCACGGGGGCUGGCCCCGCCCCGCCGGGCGACCCUGCCCCUCCAGGGGACGCGCAGGCCGCAUGGCCCGAGGUCCUGGACCUGGUGCGGGCCGUGCGGCAGGAUGCGGCCCAGCACGGCGCCCGACUCGAGUCCUUGUUCCGGGUGGUGGUGGCCGUGGACAGGGCCCUCGCCUUGGUGGGGGCCGUGUUCCAGAAUUCCAAGGUGGUGGACUUCAUCCUGCAAGGCAGCGCCCCCUGGAGGCGAGGGCGCCCGGCCCCAGGCCCCGCCCAGGACAAAGAGAGAGAGGAGGCGGCGGGAGCCAAGCCGCAGCGCGCGCUGAGCAGCCGGGGCGUGCAGGCCGAGCUCCGGGGGCCUCGGGAAGGGAGCCAGCAGGCUGACCUGCCGGAGGGCACAGCGGCGAGGCUGCCCGCGGUCGGCGCUUCGGGGAUGGGAUCCGACGUCCUGGCCCAGCCCGAGGCCCAGCCGGCGCCCCGGCCGGAGCAGGGAGGCGGGGUCCCCGGCCCAGACCAGGCGCCCGCUGGACACCCGCUGCCGCCCACAGAGGCAGACGCCGCCGCUCCCGGGGCGUCCGGCGAGACCCCCGAAACCAGCCAGGCGGCGGCGCCAGGCGCGGGACAAGGGCCACCGUCCAGCGGGGCUGACACUGUGCCCGCAGAGGAGGGCGUGACGCCGACCUCAGGCCCGCCCGCCGGGGCCACCGCAGCUCCCCGCGGCGAGGACACGCCUCCCAGGCUCUCGGUCCACGUGCAGGAGACGGACAGGCCCGGGCAGCUGCGGGAGAGGCCAGGGGGCAGCCUCAGUGCCGCGCCCCCCGCGGAGGCCCCUGCCGCUGCCCAGGCCGGGGAGCGGGACCCGCCUGCGCACGGGGACAGGCCCCAGGCCCCGGGGACCGAGUCGGGGGAGCCGAGCCCGGAAGGAGCCAGCGCGUGGCCCCGGCCGCCGGCGCGGAGCAGCGACGGGGGAGCAGAGGCGGCGGACCAGCCAGGAUCGGCAGCCGGAGCCGCCCUGGCACCGAGCGGGGCCCCGGGCCCAGGAGCAGGGGACCCGGAGCCCGGGAGGGACUGCGCCCCUGGGGGCCUGGGCGGCGCCGAGGCUGGCGGCCUGGUUCUGGAUGACAGCCCGGCCCCGCCGGCCCCGUUCGAGCACCGGGUGGUGAGCCUGAAGGAGGCCUCGGCCGCGGCGGGCUAUGCCGUGUGCCAGCACCAGGUCCUGGGCGGGGGCCGGUUCGGCCAGGUCCACAGGUGCACGGAGAGGUCCACGGGCCUGGCACUGGCGGCCAAGGUCAUCAAAGUGAAGAGCAACAAGGAUCGGGAGGAUGUGAAGAAUGAGGUCGCCAUCAUGAACCAGCUGAGCCACGUGAACCUGAUCCAGCUCUACGACGCCUUCGAGAGCAAGCAGAGCUGCACGCUGGUCAUGGAGUGCGUGGACGGGGGAGAACUCUUUGACCGGAUCACGGAUGAGAAGUACCACCUGACCGAACUGGACGUGAUCUUGUUCACCAAGCAGAUCUGCGAGGGCGUGCACUACCUCCAUCAGCACUACAUCCUGCACCUGGACCUCAAGCCGGAGAACAUACUGUGUGUCAACCAGACAGGACACCAAAUAAAGAUCAUUGACUUUGGGCUGGCCAGAAGGUACAAGCCGCGGGAGAAGCUGAAGGUGAACUUCGGCACGCCCGAGUUCCUGGCCCCCGAAGUCGUCAACUACGAGUUCGUCUCGUUCCCCACGGACAUGUGGAGUGUGGGCGUCAUCACCUACAUGCUACUCAGCGGCCUGUCCCCGUUCCUGGGGGAAACCGACGCCGAGACCAUGAACUUCAUCGUGAACUGCUGCUGGGACUUCGAGGCGGACACCUUCGAGGGGCUGUCGGAGGACGCCAAGGACUUCGUGUCCCAGCUGCUGGUCAAAGAGAAGAGCUGCAGGAUGAGCGCCACCCAGUGCCUGAAACACGCGUGGCUGAGCCAUCUGCCCGCCAAGGCGUCCCGGUCCCAGAAACACUUCCACGCGGUGACUGCCGCCAACAGGUUAAGGAAAUUUCCCACCUGCCCCUGACCCGGGACUGGACUCCGCCGCCCCCUGGGCCGAGCCGUUCCGGAGGCCGCGGGGAUGCCCGGAGGCUGUGGAUCCCCGGCCUCUGGCGCAGCCGGGUUCCAGGAACUUUGUGAGAGGUUCUGGCCGGGCCUUCCCCGUGGGUGACCGUGGCUGGAAGAAGGUGACGUCAGGACUGUUUCGCUGCCGUGGGAGCCCGCUGGUGUGAAAUGCUGUGUUUCCUCGCCAGGGGCACCCGCUUUGGGGGGCGCGUGUGGGGAGAGAGCAGGCGGCGGUGGGAUGCGGAGCGCGCUCUGACUCAGGGACUCGCUCAGUGGCCCGGCCCGCGGGUCUCCCUGGGCACAGGGAAGCCCUGCCGCUCCGAUCCCCGGGGCUGGGCCAGGCUGCAUUUAUUGUCCGACCGACCCGCGCUGUGUGCUGCCCUCCUCUAACAUGUUUAACUUGUGCUCCCUUUUGAGAAUGGAAACGUGCAUCCUUUGCUAGUCUUUGAAAUUUUGAAAUAUACUGGCCGUCAUGGCUGAAAGAGGACAAGGGUCAAGUGGAAUGCGCUUCAUGUUUUUAUUGAUUUUAGAGAGAGAAGAAGGAAGUGGAAUAGAGAGUAACAUCAAUUGGCUGGCCCUAGUCGGUUUGGCUCAGCAGAUAGAGCGUCAGCCCUUGGACUGAGGGUCUCGGGUUCGAUUCCGGUCAAGGGCAUGUACCUUGGUUGCAAGUUCAGUCCCAACCCUGGUCGGGCCGCAUGCAGGAGGCAACCAAUAGAUGUGUUUUUCUCACCUCGAUGUUUCUCUGUCUCUCUGUCUCUCUCUCUCCCUCCCACUCUCUCUAAAAAUCAGUGGAAAAAUAUCCUCAGGUGAGGACUAACAAUAAAAUAAAAUAAUAAUAAUAAAAAGAAGCGUCAGUUGGCUGCCUCCUGCAUGCCCCCGACAGGGGAUUGAGCCCACGGCCCGGGCAUGUGUUUUGACCUCUUGGUUCAUGGGUCGAUGGUCAGUCACGGAGCCACAGGGGCGGGUUGGAAUGUGCUUUUAAAGCCUCGACCCACCUCCCCCCUCUCCUGUUCUGCCCUGUGCUGACCUCUGCCGUCUCCCUCCUGACCCCACCCCUCAGGUAUGAAUCGGGGGCCAGGAAACUGGUGAGUGUGUGGGAGAGGAGAGUGCAGCCGCGUUCCGCGGUGGAGAGAAGCGAAGGCACACGUUUAACCGACUUAUGGAAUGACAAACAGGAGAUGCUCUUAUUGAAAAGCAAACAGUCCUUUGCCCUCCUCACUUCUAACCUGAUUUGUGCUGUUCCCACGACCUCUCGGGUCAGCGGUUCCAGUUGGAGGCGUUGCUGUGAGUUGUUAAUUAGCCAAGCAGCAGUGUCACAGCCUUUGAGGGUUUUUGUCCAGAUAGACUUGUUUCUGGCAGAAGACCUGGGGGUGGGGAGGGGCCUGGUCUGGCCGGGAACUGAGGUUCCCAAGGCCAGCAUGUCCAGGCCGGCUGCCCGCUGGCCAGGGGGUGACCGUCGGAAGAGGAGACCUGCCUCGCAUGACGCAGGAACAGGGACUUACCUGGCCAAGUGCUGGCUUUUGAAGCAGCAGUCACCUGAGAGAUGUUGUUUCGAGGGCAGCCUGCGGAGGGCGCGCUAGAGCACACCUUUCAGCGCUAGCGGGUCCGUGGGCCUCAGCCCCUGGGCCCUCGGCUUCUUGGCGAUGCUCCCCAUCUUGGCCCCAGAAGAGCGCAGUGAGUUCCCUGGAUCGACAGCAGCAAAGUCUCCCAGUUUAACACGAGCCACACUUAACGGGGACAUUUCCCACAGCUCCUUUCAAAGGGAAAACCCGGUGAAAGGAAUCUCAGUGACUUACUGAACACAACACAUCGAAACUGUGACUCGGUAUGUGGUCAACAGAAAGACGAUUACUGAGGUCCUUCAGACGAUUAUUUCCUAAGUCUCCACAAGGCGGUGUAGGGGUCACACUGAAACGCAUUUCCGUUCCGGGCUGGCUUUCCAUCAACCUACCGAAUGUGUGUUCAGAUUUCAUAAAACUCACUGUGACAUUUAAUUAAAAUGAAAUUAGGAAUUU